Alosa sapidissima (American shad) is the source of this 675-nucleotide messenger RNA. Its product is annotated as heterogeneous nuclear ribonucleoprotein A1. Gene Ontology annotation, molecular function: RNA binding. NCBI's taxonomy places the organism in Eukaryota, Metazoa, Chordata, Actinopteri, Clupeiformes, Clupeidae. The coding region runs from base 36 to 437 and encodes 133 amino acids. The transcript has 5 exons. The record is from RefSeq and is a predicted model, not a curated record.
CCACAGCUGGAGAAGUCUCUCAUCUGUCAGUUACCAUGGAUUCAAGGGUAUAUGUAUGUGUUCCAAAGCAAUACAUGGAGAAACUGAAUGAUAUGGGCGAAUGGAAUCAUGGACUUUUCCUAAAGAGGAUGAAUCCUUAUGUGACUAAAGAUGUUCUUGAGGCCCACUUUGAAAAAUGGGGGACGGUUCUAGUCUGUGACGUAAAAAUGGAGUGCACCACAGGCUUCCCCCGAGGCCUGGGUUAUGUGGGUUUUGCCAAUGAAGAAGAGGCCGAUGCAGCAGAGGCAGCAGGGCCCCACAAGCUGGCCGGCAUGGAGGUGGACAUGAGGAGAGUUAUCUGCCCAAAGAACAACGACGAUAUGACAUACGUGUCCCAUAGAAAGUCUGGCAUGGCAUAUCUGCUAGCAAGCAGCAGCUGGCUAGACUCUGAUGAAUGAAGGCAAGGUCUGCGUCAAUGAUUCAAAGGAGAAUUCCCACAGUUGUUUACAGAGGACAGAGGAUGAAAAGCUAAUAUUGAACCAAGAAAUGUGCAUGUCCUGCACAGUGCAGGAAGUCAGACAGUUAUAUUUUGUUACAGUAGCCAUAUGUAUUCGGCCGUGUGACCCUUUAUUGUUUGCAUAUUAUGGUAUUUGUUUAUUUUCAUUAGGCUAUUGAUCAAUGAUAUUGCUGACAUUA